Messenger RNA from Humulus lupulus (European hop), 613 nucleotides. Its product is annotated as proteasome subunit alpha type-7-like. Lineage: Eukaryota; Viridiplantae; Streptophyta; Magnoliopsida; Rosales; Cannabaceae. The record is from RefSeq and is a predicted model, not a curated record. The transcript has 2 exons. Gene Ontology annotation, cellular component: proteasome core complex, alpha-subunit complex; nucleus; proteasome core complex. The coding region runs from base 88 to 579 and encodes 163 amino acids.
GUUCUUUCUCAGUCUCAGCGAUGGAACGGCAUCUCACUCUCUCUCUACUUGCAAUUACAGAGACGAUGUGUGGGAUUUGAGCACGCGAUGGGGCUUAAAAAAAGGCCACUGCUAAACUUCAGAACGGUGAGGAAGAUUGUGAAUUUGGAUGAUCACAUUGCAUUGGCCUGUGCUGGGCUCAAAGCUGAUGCUCGUGCCUUGAUAAACAAGGUGAGAAUUGAAUGUCAAAGCCACCAACUUACGGUUGAGGAUCCAGUAACUGUUGAGUAUAUUACUCGCUACAUUGCUGGUCUUCAACAGAAGUAUACACAAAGUGGUGGUGUUAGACCAUUUGGGCUUUCAACUUUGAUUAUUGGCUUUGACCCAUACACAGGUGCACCGGCACUAUAUCAGACAGAUCCUUUUGGGACAUUUUCAGCCUGGAAAGCAAAUGUCACUGGAAGAAACUCUAACUCAUUACGUGAGUUUCUUGAAAAAAACUACAAGGAGACAGCUGGGCAAGAAACCGUCAAGCUCGCCAUUCGUGCUUUGCUUGAGGUAAGUAAUAGUAGACGAUGCAUAUUUAAUCUAGUUUCUUAAAAUAAAUGAAUCAUUAGAAAUGAUGAUUAUGUAA